Messenger RNA from Notodromas monacha, 4742 nucleotides. The record is from the annotation of a GenBank genome assembly. NCBI's taxonomy places the organism in Eukaryota, Metazoa, Arthropoda, Ostracoda, Podocopida, Cyprididae.
UAUUUGUGCUUGGAUUUUCAGACAUGGUACUGUAAAUAGUGGUAGUGGAAACACCAUGUGAAUCAUGGUAUUACCCACGAGUGCGUGAGAAGAGUGUGAGUGAGUGAGUGUGAACAAGAUGGAUGCCCCUGCGAGCAGCGACGACAGGACGCCGAAGGAGAAGGUCCAGUUCUACGUGUCGGCAGCACUGCUCAUCUCGGCCAUCUUCAGCCUGUCGGCGUUUCUCUUCCUGAUACCGUUUGUCCUGGACCCGGCCUACACUCUGAUUGCUGCCAAGUUCAUCAAGGAGCCCGUGACUUGUCAAGUGACUGAGGUCGAGACGCUCUUUGGCCUUUCCAACUGCACCUGGAGCUCGUGUCGAGAAGGAUGCACGCGGGAGGUGACGGAGUGCACGCGGAUAAGUGUGCGUUACACGAGCAAGUUGUCCGAGAAGCAGAUCACGGAGAACACAGAUGACGCUGCUUGGGAGUCUGAUGGCGCAAGAUUCUUCAUCAAUGUGAAGGGCUGUGGAUAUCCGCCCACUGUCAACUGCUCGCUUUUUGCGUCCUACUACGGCACGGAGGGCGAAGUGUUUCCCUGCUUCUUUUCUUCGGUCAACCCGCAGCUUGUCAUUCCUGAAUACGAUCUUGAACAGGCGCAUUCCGACAUGGUGUUCGCCACGGUGUUCCCCGUGACAAUCUUCACAGUGGGCGUGACGGGACUGUGUCUCAUGUACAUCCGCGUGUGCCGGGAACGCGCCCUGGCAGUGCUCAACUCCACCGGCUUCAACCUCAUCCACUUCCUGGACAGUUUGGAGCAGAAGCCGGAACCGGAAGAGGACGAUGACCGGAGCGAGGAGGAAGACGAAGGCCCGGUCCAGCAUGUGCCGAACCAGAAUCUCGCGCCGAACCCGAAUGCGUUUCCGGGGGCGCACAAGUACGGGCACGGGGCGAGGCGAAAUCAAGACGGCAUGAAGCGGCUGGAAGGCGGCAAGAAUGCGACGAGCAAGGCGCUCAUCAACAGCAUUCACGCUCCUAUUGUCGGUGGCGGCGUCGGCGGGGAUGCCAUGACAGCAGCGGGCGAAAGCAAUGGGAACAAGAGCAAGGGACCGAAGCCGAAAAAGUGUAAAUUGAAGCCCUGGAGUGAGACGGACUUGCUUCUGAAAACCGGUUUUUCGCAAAUCUUCGGGCACAUUCGACACCUUCAUCAAGUUUACACGUGCCACUGUUGGAUUCACUACUUGGAGACUCACGAGAACCUGCUCAUGCUGAUUCUAGUUUCAGGUUUUUUCGUCGAGGAGCCCUUGAAGCCAUUUUUUGAGAAGCAUUUCCCAAUAAGCCCUGACUGGGCGGUGAUUCCAUAUUACGGUGGCCAAUUUAUUUUUGGAUGGAUUGGGUCACUUCGACGAGAUUGUUCCAGGGUGAUAGUGCUGGCGUCUUUUCUCGGAAUUCUUGGCUCGGCCCUGCAGACUUCGGCAACCUUGAAGGCGUUCAGUCGUAUUGCGACGUGGCUUUAUACAGUGGGUUCAGUGCUGUGCGCAGUCAGCUUUGGUGGAGGGUUCCACGGGUGUCUUGUGUGUACUCUGGUCUUGAACAAGGCCUCUGUGGACAGGCGGAUUGGACUCAGAUCCAAGGAUGAGAAGCCAAGGUUCCAAGACAUGAGGUUUCUCAAACAUGUGGCCUUUGUCCAUUUGGUCUACUUCCUUGGAAAACUGGUGUGGGGCGUCAUUGUUGGAUGGACUCAUCUUGACAGGUGGUGUUCAGGGUCUCAGAACUGUUUCACAAUUGUCCAUCUGUGGAAAAUGUGCAACCAUGCCAUUCCUGCAGCCAUGAGGGCAUUGGGUAUGCAGCAGCCAUUGAAGGAGAUUGCUUUAAUUUGCUGCUUGAGUGUCAUUGGGCUGCUGACCAUUGCACUCAAUACCUAUAAUGUUUUGGACCUCUACGUCGUUUCGUCCCAUGUCGUGGAAUCAGGCAACAAAUCGACCGUCACGGGUUGGAUGACCUCUUACAUUCUUUGGACUACAUUUAGGACCAUGUUUGUCGUGAUUCUAAUUGAAUUCUCUGUUUGCGAGGUGCCGAGGAAACUGCGCGGAUUGGCCUUCGUCAUGGCACAGAUGCCGCCUCUGGUGGCCAACACUUUUAAAUAUCUGGCCAAGAUGUAUGUGAAUUCCUCUGGAAUCCCUACUCCCGAGUUUUUGCUGUGGGCGAGUGCUGCGAAUGCAAGUGCGAUUCUCCUGCUCUUGUGGAUGAGCAGGAUUAUAGUGCUUGCAUCCAUCUUCGGAAUUACCGGCUCCGUUUUGCAGACCCUAGCAAGCGUGCUCACCUAUGGCGAUUUAAUUGCCAAGAGCUUUGUUGACAGACGCAUAGGACUCAACUCUGUAGAUGAGAAACCAAAUUUCCAAGAGAUGAGAUUUGCCAAGAAUGUGGCUGCUGUCUAUGUGGCAUUUUUGGUUGGGGAUCCACUGUUUGGUGGAAUCUUAGGAUGGACUGACUUUGGAAGAGGGUGUUCUGGCUCCAAAAGCUGCUUCACUAUGUUCCAUCUGUGGAAAGUGGUCUUCAUUGCCAUUCCUGGAGGUCCUCAUAGCAACAAACCGGGAUCCGUGUACCUGAACGUUGCAACACAUUCUGUGAAGGCGUUCAUCUCGGUUCGCGUGCGAAGACUUCCAGCAGAAGAAAAGUUGCCGCUUUUUGACAACGCAGCGGCGAUGGGUCAUCAGCCGGCGACCAUUCAAACUUGCAAAACGCUCGUGUCAUUCCUAAUAACUUUACCCGUCUUUGGGUUCGCUGGGUUGCUGUUUUCAGGGAGAUCCUUGAUAGACCGUCAACAAUUGUGGAUGAACACGACGUUGAAUCACCAGAUAACGUUAUCCAACCACGAAUUUUUCGAGUCCUUUUUCUUCGUGGCGUCCUUCAUGUUGCUCAUGUUGGGAUUGUUGCCGGUCUUGAGAGCCUUCAACUUGAAACAACCAUUGAAGGAGAUUGCCUUGUGCUGCUUUCUCAGUGUCAUUGGGCUGGUGGCAAUUCUCUACGACGUUUCCCGUCUUUUGCAACGUGUCCAUGGAGGGGACUCCUCAUUGGGUAAUCAAGACGACAGAGUGGUGUUCAUCAAUGGCCUCGAUUGCCACGUCACAUUGGUCCCUGAAGGCCUUGAUGAAAUCAUACUGUUGCCAGGGGGAACAACAGCCCGGGAUUUCGACCCCGGUGACUACGUUUUCAGAGCCUUCGCCGGAAGUUGUCCGUCCUUCUCUUCUGUCCAGACAACUGCCAAGGGUUGGAGCAAAGCUCACACUGUCACUUUCCUGCCCAACACUAGAUCCUUGAUUGACCGUCAACAAUUGUGGAUGAACACGACGUUGAAUCACCAGAUAACGCUAUCCAACCACGAAUUCUUCGAGUCCUUUUUCUUCGUGGCGUCCUUCAUGUUGCUCAUGUUGGGAUUGUUGCCGGUCUUGAGAGCCUUCAACUUGAAACAACCAUUGAAGGAGAUUGCCUUGUGCUGCUUUCUCAGUGUCAUUGGGCUGGUGGCAAUUCUCUACGACGUUUCCCGUCUUUUGCAACGUGUCCAUGGAGGGGACUCCUCAUUGGGUAAUCAAGACGACAGAGUGGUGUUCAUCAAUGGCCUCGAUUGCCACGUCACAUUGGUCCCUGAAGGCCUUGAUGAAAUCAUACUGUUGCCAGGGGGAACAACAGCCCGGGAUUUCGACCCCGGUGACUACGUUUUCAGAGCCUUCGCCGGAAGUUGUCCGUCCUUCUCUUCUGUCCAGACAACUGCCAAGGGUUGGAGCAAAGCUCACACUGUCACUUUCCUGCCCAACACUAUUCACACUUUGCUCGUAUUCAAAGGAACGGGUAACUCUGUGCGACUGAGAGUUUUGGAAGGGAUCAAAAACGAGCGCUUCAAAUACCCCAUACUCAUUUUGAACGUGCCGGAGGAUGGCAGUGAGAUGCCUGAAGGCACGUUGGUUCACUUAUGGACAGGAACAGAGGUGCUCAAUUUCACCAAGAACUUUAUGAUGUAUGAAGGUGGGGUAGAGUGUGCGCAACACUGUGAGUUGCCUGAGGAUUUUGUCCUUGAGAGCUGCUAUCAAUGCGAACUGGAUCAUUCAGGCUGGUACAUUCUCAAGGUUAAGGGAGCCAACAGGAAUCUGAUGAUUGGGAUGUACAGCGGUGGCAGGUACGACAUCUCCGUGCAGCGCAGUGACAGCAAUGAUCCCAAGGAGCUCUUCGUGGUGUCAUCCCGUGUUGUGGGUGCUGCCAGUGAAGUUUCAGUAACUGGUUGGAUGUUCUGUUACAUACUGUGGGUGACGUUCAGGACCCUAUUCAUUUCUCUUCUGCUCGAAUUCGCCGUUUGUGAGGUUCCAAGAAGAUUGCGAGGAUUGGCCAUGGCAUUGACUCAGAUAUCAUUACUGCUAACUCACUCUUAUACAGUCAUGUCUAAAAGGAAGCAAUUCCUUCACCCAGCUGGAAUUUCCACAAUCGAGUUUUUGACGGGUGCAACAUAUGUCAAUUUGAUCGCUGUUCUGGGGCUUUGGUGGCUUAGUAGAUCGUUUCAUUAUUACGGUAUUCGAAUAGUGGCUGACAAGUAUGUGACUGUCAACAAAUACGAGUGAAACAAAUGCGAAGGCUUACAUUUACUUGAGCGACUGAUGAUCAAGACUGUUCAAGAUAACAUGUCAUUUAGUUAAUCUUAUGAAAAUGUUAAUCUGCGUGUAGCCCAGAAUGCAGCGAAUACUUUAUAUUCUAAAUACAAUCUGCAGUUUGUUG